Molecule: messenger RNA, 1189 nt
Organism: Microdochium trichocladiopsis
Lineage: Eukaryota; Fungi; Ascomycota; Sordariomycetes; Xylariales; Microdochiaceae
Product: Alpha/Beta hydrolase protein
Exons: 2
Coding region: 1-876 (291 amino acids)
Molecular function (GO): hydrolase activity
Source: RefSeq, a predicted model, not a curated record
AUGUCUGCCGUCGUCAUUCGCAGUGAGGCUCUCCACCGCGUCCACACAGACACCUUACUCGUUCGCAACAGCCCAAACAUCGCCGUCGAGGACAAGGUCAUCCCAGGUCCGCGCGGUGACCUGCCCAUAACGAUCAUCCGCCCCCUCACCACUCAGUCUUCUGGGCGGCCCGGCAUCCUCUUUAUCCACGGUGGUGCCGUGAUCCGGUGCAACCGAUACUCGGGGCUCGACAGCAGCAUCGAGUGGGCACGUCAGUUCGAUGCGAUCACUGUCAGCGUCGAAUAUGGUCUGGCCCCAGAGAAUCCCGGCAAGGGUCCGGUAACCGAUUGCUUCGCAGCUCUGCGGUGGUUCGCCGAGAAUGCCGAAUCUCUCGGCGUGGACCCCGGUCGGCUCAUGAUAUAUGGCAUCUCGGCCGGCGGUGGUCUAGCUGCCGCCACCGCACUCAUGUCUCGAGACCAGGACGGCCCGGCUCUAAGGGCACUCUUUCUGGAAUGUCCCAUGCUGGAUGACCGCAACCAGACUGUCUCGUGCCAGCAGUUCGCCACGGGUCCCAUGUACAAUUCGACCUUCAACAAGUUCGCCUGGAGCUGUCUGCUUGGGGACCGUGCCGGCUCGGACGAUGUAUCAUACUACGAGGCUCCCGGUCGAGCUGAGGAUCUCGCUGGGCUCCCACCGACGUUCGUGGACGUGGCCUCUGCCGAUCCCUUCCGCGAUGAGGUUGUCGGGUUCGCCUCGAAGUUGUGGAAGGGAGGAGUCGCAGCCGAACUUCAUGUUUGGCCUGGGGGGCCCCAUGGCUAUGACCGUAUCGUGCCGAAUGCUGCCAUUUCGGUGCUCGCCAGGAGGGCCCGGUGGGCGUGGAUUGCUCGCACUUUAUAGCUGGUUCAUUUUUGUCCGGCGUCCUGCUUUUCGGUUCAGCGUGUUGUAUCAGCGAAGUAUUUAUGGUAAACAGCGGCGUUGCUCUCUUCCCUUCCUUAUUUCUUUUAGCAGAAAACGAGCCUAAACAUCUGGAAGUACCGUUGUCAUUGCCAUUGGCCAGGUUUCUCAUCUUUGGAGAAGCAGGAGACUCUAGAGUCGUCUGACAAGGAGAUUAGAGGUUUCAUUUCAGAGCCAGUGUGCGUCGUUGCGUCGGAAUCUAACUAAAUAUAAAGGACUUCAUUGUUAUUAGUCAUUCCCUUCAACGUUUACGAUG